AUGGGUCCUUCUUCCUCGUCAGCAGGACCAGCAAGGCGCAGAAGAAAAGACCAACCUUCCAGCAAGAUAAAUAAGAGAACCCUCCUCUACAAGAAAAGCUUAACCCAUGACGAUGUCUCCUUCUGCAGGCUCCUGAUUCCACUAGAAUCCGGUAGAAAAUUUCUCCCUGAACCUAAGAAAUAUAACGGAGUGUAUGAAAAAAUAGGAAUAUCAUUUAUAGACCAUGAGGGAGACAUAUGGAGGAUGGAGGCUGCAUUCGAAGAGCUGAGCAGCUCCUACAUGCUUUGGUUGAACUGGGACAGAUAUUUGAAGAUGUUUGAAUUGGAGCCCGCCGAUGCCAUUUUCUUUUACGAUGUUCCCGAUAGUAAAAACUACUUGAUUGAAUAUGAAAAAAAGGGGCGCGACAGCAAUCCCACAGAGACAACUUGA
This is a messenger RNA of Vitis riparia (riverbank grape), 429 nucleotides long. Its product is annotated as B3 domain-containing protein At2g36080-like. The transcript has a single exon. NCBI's taxonomy places the organism in Eukaryota, Viridiplantae, Streptophyta, Magnoliopsida, Vitales, Vitaceae. Gene Ontology annotation, molecular function: DNA binding; DNA-binding transcription factor activity. Bases 1 to 429 code for a protein of 142 amino acids. The record is from RefSeq and is a predicted model, not a curated record.